AUGUCCGAAAGUUUCCUGGAAAAUACCGAGACACCUAAGGCAUUGGAACUGAAAACGUAUGACGAAAAAGUGGACGGUGAAGGUGUUGAGAAAAGCACCGAAAAUGCAGCUAAAGAUGAAGUAAGCGUCAAGCAUGAACUAAGUAAUAGCGAAGAACUUGAAAAUGGCCAUGCUUUAAAGAGAGCUAAGUUAGAAGAAUCUUUGAAGAAUAAAAAUACCAUAAUCGUUGUUCCACCUACAAAGCCGCAAUUGUUCUAUAGUCCAUUGAAAACCGGCUUGGUAUAUGAUGUCCGGAUGAGAUAUCACGCUAAAAUAUUUACUUCUUAUUUUGAAUACAUCGAUCCACAUCCAGAGGAUCCACGUCGUAUUUACCGUAUUUAUAAGAAGUUGGCAGAGGCUGGGUUGAUUCAAGAUAGUUCAUUAUCAGGAAUUGAUGAAAUAGGGCCGUUAAUGGUGAAGAUUCCAAUCAGAGAGGCGUCAGCGGAAGAGAUAUUAGAGGUCCAUUCAGAAGAGCACUUGAGGUUUAUUGAAUCAACAGAGACUAUGAGCCGUGAACGGUUAUUGGAGGAAACAGAGCGGGGUGAUUCGAUUUACGUGAAUAAUGAUUCGUAUCUCUCUGCUAAACUUUCGUGCGGUGGAACUAUCGAAGCCUGUAAGGCCGUGAUCGAGGGUCGUGUAAAGAACUCUCUUGCUGUAGUGAGACCCCCGGGACAUCAUGCUGAACCUGACACACCAGGGGGAUUCUGUCUAUUCAGUAACGUUGCAGUUGCCGCGAAAAAUAUUCUCAAGAGGUAUCCUGAAUCAGUGAGAAGAAUUGUGAUUGUUGAUUGGGAUAUCCAUCAUGGAAAUGGUACUCAAAAGGCGUUUUACGAUGAUCCAAGAGUAUUGUAUAUUUCACUUCAUAGAUAUGAAAAUGGUAAGUUUUACCCAGGAACAAAAUAUGGUAAUAGCACACAAACUGGAGAAGGUGCUGGGGAAGGUUAUUCAUUGAAUAUACCGUGGAGAACGCCCGGUAUGGAUGAUGGUGAUUAUUUUUAUGCUUUUAACAAAGUUGUAAUACCAGUUAUCACUGAAUUUGAUCCUGAUUUGGUUAUCGUUAGUUCGGGUUUCGAUGCGGCAGAUGGAGAUAUAAUCGGGGGAUGCCAUGUUUCUCCUACUGGUUAUGGCCAUAUGACCCAUCUACUUAAGGGAAUAGCGAAAGGAAAACUAUGUGUUGUUUUGGAAGGAGGUUAUAAUUUAGACUCUAUCAGUAAAAGUGCGUUAGGAGUAGCAAAAGUAUUAGUUGGAGAACCACCUGAAAAUACAAUUAGGUCACAACCUCAUAUCGAAACUUUGGAAGUUAUAGAUGAAGUUAUUAAGAUUCAGUCAAAAUAUUGGAACUGCUUGAAACCUGGAAAUCCUACCAACUCAUUAGAUGAUGUCUACGAUUUACCUAAUGACAACACGGCCUAUAAACUCACAAAUAUCGCAGACCCAAUCAGGUCACAUCAAGUUGAAGAAUUGUUUAAUAGAUAUUCAUUUAUUAACUUACCUAUAGUGGCAGCUUCAAAGACUAAGACAGAACAAAGUAAUUCCUUUUUCACCACAGAUUUACCUCCUAGCUUGGAAGACUUAAUUGUAGCUAGUCCUGAUAUAUAUGACUGCUCAACAAUUAUAAUAUCUGUUCACGACCCACCAGAAAUAUGGGCAAAUAUAAAUCCAAUCAAUGGUAGUAUAGAGGGAAGUGCCUCGGUUGUUUUAGAACAUCCAUUGACUCAAAUGAUCGAGAAGAUAAAGAAAGAAACUAGUAAUAAUUCUAACAUUGCCAAUGAAAAAAUAGGAUACAUCGAUAUAAAUAUUCCUUCCUAUGCAUUGUCUAUACCGUCAUUGAAUAACGGUAAUUCAAAAUCGGCGACCCAAUCAACUUACAAUCCAACUAUAUUCGCGCAAGAGUUGCUUCUAUAUGUCUGGGACAACUACUUGGCCUACUUCUCCCAAUUAAAAAAAUUAGUGUUUGUGGGAUUUGGAGAUUCAUAUCAAUCAAUUGUACAUUUAUACGCCAAGAGGCCGUCGAGCGAGAUUAAAAAUUUAGUUCAAGGAACUGUCAUAUUUGUUAAUAGAUCAGCCCUUAAACCCUUGGUACCUGUUAUGGAUGAAUCAAUGGUAGAUUGGUAUUACCAAAAUUCUGUUGUAUUUACUAGUUGCCUUCACUCAUGCUGGAAUGGAUCCAGCGGAGCAACCGGUACUUCUUUAUCUAGAACCAAUGGUAGUACAAAUAAUGGUAAUGAGGUAAAUGGUAUUGACAAUAGUAAGAGACCAAGGCGAAAGUUUGGAAGGGUUUUAAAAGCAUCAUCUGAUGGGUUAUGGGAGGUUAUUAGUGAGCGGUUUGACGAAGGUAUUGAUUUCGUUUUGGACUCUAUUGAAGAAUACAGCAGUAGUGGCAGCAGCAACUAA
Molecule: messenger RNA, 2433 nt
Organism: Debaryomyces hansenii CBS767
Lineage: Eukaryota; Fungi; Ascomycota; Pichiomycetes; Serinales; Debaryomycetaceae
Gene: HDA1
Product: histone deacetylase
Exons: 1
Coding region: 1-2433 (810 amino acids)
Biological process (GO): chromatin organization
Cellular component (GO): histone deacetylase complex
Molecular function (GO): histone deacetylase activity
Source: RefSeq, a predicted model, not a curated record